AUGGUGCUGGAAUUGCUGAAGAAUCUUCAGCAGUGUGCGGUUUACACAGAUACGCCCAACUUCGAGACGAACCGAAAGCUUUGGAAUGCCUAUGCGCAGAGCUGGGCGACGGAUGCUGAAUGGGUGCAGCGCAUGUCGAAGGACGUGUCCAAGCCGUCCGCUGAGCUGGCCUUUGUCGGCGACGAGUGGUCCGAUGCCGAGUCACUGACCGAGGUCCUCAAGGAGUGGCUCUUUCCGCACUUGGCCACCACCCAGACAGUGGCUGAGAUCGGCAGUGGCGGUGGCCGAGUGGCCGCUCAGGUGGCAGAGAAGGUUGGGCGCUUGGUUUGCUUUGACAUCAGUGAGACGAUGUUGAAGACUGCGCAGAAGAAGCUCCAGGAGAUGCAUGGAAACGUGGAUUUCCAUCUCCUGCAGGGCGAUGCGCCAUACCCUGCCCGAUUCCAUGAAACCUUCGAUGUGGUCUACUCCUUCGAUGUGUUCGUGCACAUGGAUUUACAUGAGAUGCGACACACGCUGACAUGCAUCCAGUCCAUUUUGCGGCCAGGUGGCCUCCUUUUUGUCUCCUUCGCCAACCUCUUGGCACCAGAGGGCUGGCGCCGUUUUGCACGGCAGAAGCACUACAGCGAGGUGCCUCUUGCAACGCACCGGCUUCCGCGUGCUGGCGAGCUCCACACCGCGGAGGGGGAACAUCUACCUCUGUCGGGAUCUGCUGGUCUUGGCGCGGAAGGAGUGACGCAGCGAGUGACGCAGCGGCGGAACAAUCGCGGCUUCGAUGUCCAGGAAGACUGGAGAAAAGGAAGCGGUGUGAAGGUGAUCCAGCCAGCCGUCCCGGUGCAAGAGCCGGUGAAACCCUUGGAGGAGCACAUCAGAUGGCUCGAAGAGCUGCGCGGCAAGUUGCAAGGAGAGCUGAAGACCCGGAGCGAGGAGGAAUGGGCGACGCAGGUGGACACUCCAAGUGUCCCCGAGCCCUUCCGCUCCCCAGCCCUUCUGUGA
Molecule: messenger RNA, 993 nt
Organism: Durusdinium trenchii
Lineage: Eukaryota; Dinophyceae; Suessiales; Symbiodiniaceae
Source: the annotation of a GenBank genome assembly